AUGGCUGUCCGUGAGAAAAUGGUCAGCCCAUACUCUCGCCUCCCAAUGGAGGUGUUGAUUAUGAUUCUUCAACAAGCUCCAGACCUUUCAUCCACUUACGCGUUCAUCUGUGCAUCGUCGACAGCAAAGGCAACGUUUGAAAUCGACCCUGCUCGUAUCCUAGACGCUGUGCUAGAGCGCUCUACCCCUGAUAUCAAGCAUUUGGAGUUGACUGAAAAAUACAAAGCUCGACCUCUUGGUGAGACCACAAAAGAGUUUGCAGCUGGCACACAGGGACCUAGAUACGUGUUACUCACAGCAUACCGCAUCGAGAUUCUUCAAGAAAUGUGCUUGAUCACUCUUCUCCGCAACUUCCAUGAUCUGAUACAGGGUAACGAACGCGUGGAUGGAGAUCAGUCUAGCUAUGGUUUCUCUUCUCCUUCCUUUUGGCCUCCGUCAGUAGGUGAAAAAAUACGAGUUGUGACACUUCUUUGGAAAUUAAUGAUUAACUGGAAUAUCUGCACCAUCUGUGAGGACAUCAAGGGAAAAGUGGACGAUUGUUUGGAUCGAUAUAUCGCAAAAAUUAAGCAUUUAGACUCAACACUAGGACCGCGUGCUACGACCUACGACAGCGAUGAUAGUGACGACUCUUUGGACGACCUCUAUUUUGACCCCUACGAAUAUUGUGGUUUUAAAUGCGUGCUAGCAACGGUUCGGCAAUUUCUAGGCUGCGCGGACGAGUCCUUUGCGACAUUCACGUCAUUUUUCGGUCAAAUGGACUGUCCCAAGUUUCAGAUUCAAAAGGGGCCGUUUUCAACCAUGCGAAAAAAGAGCGUUUCAAUUAGCUGGAAAUUGAAAGAGCCCGCGCCACCAGUGGUGGGAGAACCGGAGUUUAGGGAAGAUCUUGCGAUGUCCUACUUUCUUGAACACUAUGGCAUCCGCUUUCAAAGCUGGUUUGGUAUUUGCAUCUGGGACUACACUCGGCUGGCUCACUUUCUAUCUUCAUUAGAGAGAUGCUCUUGGGCUCGGGAUUGGCGUUGCUACAUUUACUAA
Messenger RNA from Talaromyces rugulosus, 1032 nucleotides. RefSeq lists its product as uncharacterized. The transcript is spliced from 3 exons. Bases 1 to 1032 code for a protein of 343 amino acids. The record is from RefSeq and is a predicted model, not a curated record. NCBI's taxonomy places the organism in Eukaryota, Fungi, Ascomycota, Eurotiomycetes, Eurotiales, Trichocomaceae.